Molecule: messenger RNA, 890 nt
Organism: Cyphomyrmex costatus
Lineage: Eukaryota; Metazoa; Arthropoda; Insecta; Hymenoptera; Formicidae
Exons: 2
Coding region: 27-890 (287 amino acids)
Source: RefSeq, a predicted model, not a curated record
GCAACGUCGUCGACGCUGAUUUACACAUGGACGACAUCGUAGCUAAUAAUGAACAGUUGAAAGAGAACAAAAUCGACAGUCAUAUGGAAGUCAAAGUGGAACCGACUCUUCGGUGUUACGUCGAGGAAGAACACGAGAACAGCUUCUCAAAUUUGGAGAAUGCCAGCACGAUACCGUCGAGUGUCGAUGUGGGCGCGUUGAACCAGUGGACCAGCAAAGCUACUACCUGCCUAAUCAGCCAGUAUAAGAAGUAUCGAUCAUUGGUCGGGCAAUCGACGCAGAUCAGGAAUCUGCGAGAGAUGUUCGAGAUGAUAUCACUGGAGAUGCAGAAUUACGGAUUCUACUUUAGUCCGCAGAAAUGCGAGAAUAAAUGGCGAGUUCUCGAGCGCAAGUAUAAAAACCUCGUGUACCGUGAACGACUGAAGAAACCAGGCAGGAUGCGACACUAUGGACAGUGGGAGCACAAACGCGCCUUGGACGAGAUCUUCAACGAGAAGAAGAGGCAUGUGUAUCUGGAGACGAACGAGUCGCAACCGCCAAGCGGAUCAACUAAUCUCUCGAUUCAACCAAAACCAGGUUGCGAUCGAAGCUCGCCUGACGAUCGGCAACGAGAAGAUCCUUUAGCCCCCAUGACCAACGAGAAAGACAGUGAAACGUUGGAACGCAAGGAAAUCUUGACGACGUUAUUCGAAAAAUUUGUACAGGAAAUAGAAAAGAAUUUCGCAUUGGCCGAAAAGAACAAAGAGAGGCGGCACAAAGAGAAAAUGGCCGUGAGACGUAAAAAAUUGGAACUGAAGAAGCAGCUUCUCAAAUUAAAGGAACAGAAGAUGGAAUUGCAAAGAUGCCAAAUGAUUGCUGCCGCACAGAACCUGCGUUUGAAUAUAAAGUAA